Condylostylus longicornis is the source of this 3228-nucleotide messenger RNA. Its product is annotated as zinc finger protein 729-like. Gene Ontology annotation, molecular function: RNA polymerase II transcription regulatory region sequence-specific DNA binding; zinc ion binding; DNA-binding transcription factor activity, RNA polymerase II-specific. Gene Ontology annotation, biological process: regulation of transcription by RNA polymerase II. NCBI's taxonomy places the organism in Eukaryota, Metazoa, Arthropoda, Insecta, Diptera, Dolichopodidae. Bases 41 to 3205 code for a protein of 1054 amino acids. Gene Ontology annotation, cellular component: nucleus. The transcript is spliced from 3 exons. The record is from RefSeq and is a predicted model, not a curated record.
GUAGCAUAACAAGUGUAGGUUUGUAAACUCUUUAACCAAAAUGCUUGAGGAAGACAUCGAAGAUACUCAUUUAUGCAUUAAAUGUAGUACUACUAUUGUGGGCUUAGAAAAUUAUAUUCAGCAUAGAAAAAAUCAGUGCACCGUAAAAACCAAUUCACGUAUUAUUCAUCAAGUAUCUGAAGAACAUCAUCAUCGUUCUCAUUAUGAAACUUUUGACUUUACUGAAGGCCAAUCCUCGAGUUUUGCGAAGCAUAGCGAAGAAAAUGAGAAGUCAAACAAAUCUUUAUCAGAAAACUAUGAUUUGCCAUAUGAUUUGGGUGCCGACAUAUUUUUUCAAUCAUUAGAACUUCAAAGCAGUACCAAACGUGGUCAUCAUCACUCUAACAAUUCUUCAACAUCGAUUCCCCCGGCUAUAAGUAAAACAUCUAUUAAUUUAAAUAAUUUACCAAAUACUGGAGCAAAAGUUUCAUCCUCUAGUGGGAAGGGAAAUCAAAGGAAGAACGGAAUAAUUUCUGGUUUAAGUCAUAGAGAUGAAUGGAUUCACCCAACAACGCCUGAUAAUUCAGAUAAUCUAAUGAAAGCCGUUCAUGAUUUAAGUGGUACAAAAAAAUGUGACUCAAUAUUUAAGCUGAUUCCUUUUCAGCAUGAUUCUCCAGAUCAAAGUGAUGAUGGGCGCGAAGAUGACUUAGAAGAAGAAGAUGAGGAAGAAUUAGAUGAUGACGAUUAUUUAACAAUUCCUGCUGAUCAUACUGGUGGCAAAUGGAAACCAGAAAACAGUUUAAGAAACAGCCCUGGAUGGGAAAAUAAUCAUUGGUCGGAUUUUAAAACAAAUCAUAAGGAGUUAGAUUAUUUCGAAAAUUACUUAAUCAAUCCUCCACCUGGUCAUACAAAAGGAAAAUGGGUACCCGGCACCAAAGUCGUCAAACUUAACUAUAAAGAAGAUACAGAAAUUGAAAAAAUUUUUACUCAUCAAUAUUGGUGUAAUACAUGUAAUCGAAAAUUAGCUUCAAAAAUAUUGUAUGAAAGGCAUUUGAAAUCUAAUUUACAUUUAAAAAGAGCAAAACCGGAACAAGAACUUGAAAAGGCAACAGUGCAAACCAUGUCUGAACGGCUAAAGAAACCUUCAAUUUACCUCAAUGCUACUAUAUAUACAACGGGAACAGAAUUACCAGCAACCCAAGAAAUUCAUGAUGAUAAAAGUCAAACUAAAGUUACAAAACGAAAACGACGUAAACAUUUUGUAAAAUGUAAAACAUGUAACACUCGUCUUCCAAAAUAUUUACUUGGAAAACAUUUAAUUUCACAUUAUCAUUAUCGUCGUAUGAUUGCAGAUCCUAGAAACUCACUAGAUAUGAUUUUAGAAAACAUUCACAGAAUAGUACAACAGUCACCAUUCCAAUGUCAGCCCUGUCGAUUUUAUUGCAACAUUGAGGAGGAUUUUGUAUUUCACUGGAAUAGUAUUGCUCACUUAGAUUUAACUGAAGGUCCUGGAAAAUUUUGGUGUACAUUUUGCAAAUUUGAAUGUGAAGAUAAUAAUCAAAUGCGACGUCAUUUAGUAAGUCUUGACCAUAAAGAGGUUAUAUUAGCAAUAAAUCGAUCGGUUCCAAUUGUAAUACGAAAAAAAAUCAUAAUUGAGUGUACAAAAUGUAAACAUAAUUUUCGAUAUAACAUAGAAUUAAGGAAACAUGCAGAAUUAUGCUCGAAAGCACCAUUAGGAACAGCUUCAGAUGACUAUCAAUCUAAAUUUGUAUGCGAAAUGUGUGGAGAUACUAGAAAAUCUCAAUUAUCUUUACAAAAGCAUGUGAAAAUAAAGCAUUCCAGAAAAUUUUACUUUUGUUCAAUUUGCAAAAUACGCUUUAAAACCCCUUCAGAAUCUAUUAAACAUCGAAAUACUUCGAAACAUAAAAUCAUGGUGAAGAAAUUGAAGCAAAAAGAAAACGUUUCUAAGCAAUGCAGGAUAUGCUCAAAAUUUUAUUCUGAUUUGAAUUCGUUAAAAUGCCAUAUAAUGAAAUCUCAUCCCGAUGAAGCUUUUUCAUGUUCUUAUUGUGGUGCAAAAUUUGCAAUAUACCAAUCAUUGGGCAGGCAUAUUAGGGAUAAAGUAUGUCAAAAACAAAGGUUUGAUGAAAUCAUAACACAAAAUUCUCAAAGCUCUAAAAACAUAAAAAAUACUGAAGAAAAUCUACAUGAAACUUUACCUGAAAAAUAUUGUAAGAGUACGCGAGCUGCUGAAGAUGUAAAACUGUCGUUAGAAAACGCAGAAUAUUUAAAUAAAGAAAUUCAUUGUAUGAAAAAUCGGGAGCUAAAGGAAGAUGCAUUAUAUCUUGUUUGUGAUUCUUGUAAUUUUAAGACUACGUCAACAGCUGAAUUAAUUUUUCAUGAAAUACUACACAAUUUACCAUCCAAUUUUAAUUAUAAACUGUCGAAGCUGUCGUGUCCCAUGUGUUCAAAAAUGUUCCGAAAACAUUCAUUGAGAUUGCAUUUAAGAAUUCACACAAACGAAAGAAUCUUUGAAUGUCCACAUUGUAAAAUGGCUUUUGUACGAAAAUAUAAUUUAAAAGAACAUAUUGAUUAUAUCCAUUUGAAACUCAAACCUAAAGGUAAAACUCAUAAUCAAAAUGAUGUUGAAAUGAAUCUGAAAAAAUUUAAAUACAGUAGUUGUAAUGAAUCCUUUGUUUGUGAUAAAAAAUUAAAUGAACAAAAAAAGCGAGAUGAGCGAUUUAAAUGCCCUUUCCCGAAAUGUAUUUUUAAUGGAAGAAAUUCUCAUGAUUUGAAAAUGCAUCAAACAACUCACAGUGAUGAAAAAAUAUUUGAAUGCACAUAUCGUAAUUGUACUUACAAAGGGAAAAAUGCAGUCAAUUUAAAAAAACAUGAAAAAAGUCACUUAGAUUUAGAAAAGAAAUUCGCAUGUACCGAAUGCAAAUUUGAAACAAAAUAUUCAACACAUUUAAGAAGACAUUUAGCUAUACAUUCCGGUGAAAAAGCUUUUAAGUGCCCACAUUGUUGUUAUGCUAGCAGCAGUAAGGAAAAUUUGAGGAAACAUAUUUUAAAUACCAUAAAGCAUAAUGGUCGAUUUCUUUAUGAAUGUAAAUUAUGUGACAAAGCUGAUGAAAACAGGUUUCAAUCGAAUUUCGAGAAAGACUAUAGAGCUCAUUUGAUUUUGUUCCAUAAAAUUGAGAAAGAUAUAAAUGAAAUAUUAAAGAGUUAAUACAAAAAAUUAAAAAAAAAUUA